AUGCUCAAGGUUGGUAGUACGCAUACGUCGUCGUUCCACUUUCACAUUGUGCAAGGUCUGGGUGGCUGGCUACGUGGCUGCGUCCCUUCUUCCCUCCUCUGUGAACAGUUGAACUUGCCCACACACGGCACCGGACCGUACCGUACCGAUCCUCGUUAG
Molecule: messenger RNA, 159 nt
Organism: Pyrenophora tritici-repentis Pt-1C-BFP
Lineage: Eukaryota; Fungi; Ascomycota; Dothideomycetes; Pleosporales; Pleosporaceae
Source: RefSeq, a predicted model, not a curated record